Acromyrmex echinatior (Panamanian leafcutter ant) is the source of this 1667-nucleotide messenger RNA. RefSeq lists its product as uncharacterized. The record is from RefSeq and is a predicted model, not a curated record. Gene Ontology annotation, cellular component: nucleoplasm. NCBI's taxonomy places the organism in Eukaryota, Metazoa, Arthropoda, Insecta, Hymenoptera, Formicidae.
UACGCCGUAAAAGUCGCACACGGCGAAGUAUCUUGGAAUGAUUUCCUCCUCAUCAUCGAUCGCAUACAUCCUAUCGUCUUCUCCUACCUCACAUUGCAUGUCAGUGAACUCACGCUUAGGCAGUCAUGUCACAGUGAAUAUGCAGUGAUACCAGAAUCUGUCAGUUCUUCUUUUCCUCUCUACUAGACUAUAAUCCAUAUAAACUCACAUGUGCUCACAUGCAAUUAUGCAAUCAUGGAUGCAAUCUGCUAAUUACUUCAUGAUGGAAUCAGAGAUAACCGGAUACCGGAAAAUUGGUGAAUUCCACUAUGAGUUAUCUGACAGUUGAAUUAAAGAUGCCACUUUAUGCUGACGCUCCACGCUUAUUUUUAGCGUCAAAAUAAGUCACGUGAUCAAAAUUGGCCUAGUUUCCACCGAAGAUUUAAUCUGGAUUAGAAUGUAAGAACCAACCAACUACAGUCGAGCAUUCCCCCUGUCGUUCGACUGUAACAGGGGAAUACUCAACUGUAGUUGAUUGAUUUGGAAGAUUAACUUAAUCGAAGUUGAUGAGACCGGGUCAAAGAUUUUAAUCCAGCUAGGAAUCCAAAAAACUUCUGAUGACAGUUGGUGAAAGAUGGUGAAAGAGGGAAAACUUUAAAAGUUGCUCGUGGAUAUUACGUGGAUAUUGUUUGCGACAACAAUCAUGUCGUCAGCGAUUCUUGUUAAGCGUCAGUUAACCAACGUGAUAAACAAAUUCAAAUUUGAGGAAUUGGAAAGUGCCGUGAUACCCGUUUUUCCAGAGACAUCGUGGGCUCGCGUUAGAUCCAAAUUGAUUAAGAAUCACAAGAAUUUUACGGUACUUAAUGUCGUGCACGUUAUCCGGGAUAUUCUUGACAAUGCAGAUUUAAGUUUGAAAGAUUUACAUGACAGAUUGACAACGUUAGAAGUAACAGAUAUAAGCAGACAUAGCCAUAGAAAAACAUGGUACGGAUACAAAUUGUCAGGAUUAAAUAGAGAGUUGAAGCAUCUUGAUAGACAAGAGAUAGAGGAAGGUAUCAAAGAGGAAUUUCAUUCUAAGGAUUUGGACGUGAACAUAAAAGCUAUAAUGUACGACAAUAUCAUGUUUAUAUCUGUCAAGGAGAAGAAAAAGAAAAAGAAAGUACAACACAUCACACCAACCUAUUUCGCCUUGUUUUUCGAACAAAAAUAUUUUUUUUGCUCAAAGAAGAAUGUAUCAAUUGAAUAUAUAAAAGUGAUAGCUAGCAACCUAGGUUAUAAUAAUAGUAAAAGAAUCAAACUGAUGGGCAGGGACCUCAAAUCUUUAAUAAAAUUAUUAUGGAUUAAACAACAAAAUGUUUUACAAGCUGAAGAUAUUAGUCAACCACCUGUUUACCAACCAUCUGAACCUGUCGUCAGUAAUAAUGGCGUGGAUUAUACGCAGAGCAAGCAACGAAAAAAAUAUGCAGAACAGUGUUUCGGCAAAGAUCCUCCGAUUCUAGAGAAGCUCAUUAUAAAGGGGUCAGAGGAAUCUAUAAAACAUGACAGUGUAGCUUCGAAGUUGCCUAAUAAUACUAUACGUAUGAACUGGGAAUUUCGUAGUCGCAACAUGGCAUUCCUUGUGUGGUACAACAAAGUUUGGAUUACCCGUUAGCCUACGGACAUUCUCCUCGGCUGUUUCCAAAGGUUUC